AGGGAUGGCUGUUUCUCACCUGUCAGUCCUGAAUCAUGCCCUCUUGUCCAAGCAUUCAUCUGCCCGAGUCGAAACUUCAUAACACACAGCCACGUUCAGCUGAAGACGGGCCUACAGACCCAGGAUCGGCACCUCUUCCUCUUUACGGACAUCCUUAUCAUUGCAAAGUCAAAAUCCCCAUCCCACUAUAAACUAAAGCACCAUGUGCGUGUCAGUGAAAUGUGGACAGCGUCAUGCAUGGAGGAAGUCUGUGAAGGAAGCACAUACCCAGAGAGGUCAUUCGUCAUUGGCUGGCCAGUCACCAACUGUGUUGCCACCUUCAGUACUCCAGAGGAGAAAGAAAAAUGGUUUAUGCUUCUUGAAAGAUACAUGAAGGAAGAGAAAGAAAACGACCACCCAAAAAUCAUUCCUCUAAAGAUUAUUACAAAGGAUAUCGGGAACUGUGCCUAUUCAAAAACACUGACUGCCAGCAAUGAAGACACAGUGAGUGAUGUCAUUAAGAUGGCUUUACAGCAGUUUGGUGUAGAGGGCUCAGAUACAGAUUACCAGCUGUGGGUCACCUCGGGCAAAGAUGAUGCUCCUUAUCCUCUUAUUGGGCAUGAAUACCCAUUCUCAAUAAAAAUGAGCCAUAUUCGUGAUGCACUGCCACAACUCCAGGCAGGGAAGGAGCCCACCUGUCCCUUAAACCUGGAGGAGCCCUUCCUCAUGGAACAGCUUCCUCGGGAGAUGCAGUGUCAAUUUAUACUGAAGCCCAGCCGUAUGGCCAUAUGCCAUUCGCUAACUGAUUCAAGCCAGAAGCCAUUUAAAAGGAAGAGGUCUAUCAUAAACUGGACCUUUUGGCGUGGUUCUAACACUCAUCUGGACAACAUCCCGCUCUCUCCAACCUCCUCAACUCCUGGAAAGCUGUUUGGAAUGUCACUGCCAGCCAUAUGUGAGAAUGACAACCUGCCCAAAGCCAUAAUGGACAUGCUCUCUGUUCUUUGCCAAGAUGGGCCAUUUACGAGAGGUAUCUUCAGGCGUUCAGCAAAUGCAAAAUCUUGUAAGGAAAUGAAGGAGAGGCUCAAUGCAGGAUUCCAUGUUGACUUUGCUUGUGAAUCUAUCUUUGUCACCGCUUCAGUGCUGAAGGACUUUCUACGCAACAUCCCUGGCAGUGUCUUCUCAUCCAAACUGUAUGAUAAAUGGGUUUCUGUGAUGGACCAUGGAAGUCUAGCUGAAAGAAUAAAGGCUGUUAAGAAGUUGUUGGAGAAGCUUCCUCAAAUUAAUGUCACUUUACUGCGCUACCUGUUUGGGGUUCUGCACUGCAUUGAACAACGUUCUGACACCAACCAAAUGACAGCCUUCAAUCUGGCAGUGUGUAUUGCUCCUAGCCUGCUUUGGCUACCAAACCCUUCCAGCCCGGAAGCAGAGGGAGAGUUCACAAGAAAGGUGUCAGUACUUGUACAGUUUCUAAUUGAAAACUAUUGUACGAUAUUUGGAGAAGACCUUUCAUUAUUAUAUGCCAGCUUGUCAUCAAAGGACGACAAUAGAGAGGACAGUUCAGAUCUUUGUUCUUUUAAACAUAUUGACUCUUCAUAUGACAGCCUGGAGAAUGAACUUAACGAAGAUGGAGAUUCCCCAUACAGUAGCUUACCUACAAAGAUGAGUCAUGAAAACCGCAGCAGAGACUCUGUUUUGACUCUGAGUGACUGUGAUAUGGACCAGGCCUACCAUGAAGAGACCCAUAACUAUGGUUGCUCUAAGACCUCACCUCUGAAGAUGUCAGCAGGUUCUCACCAUCGAUCAGUGUUACAUGAGCAAUCUGAGAAUGAAUCUCUGUGCUCAAACACUUCAGGAUAUUCCUCCACAACAGAUGUGAGGAGGCAUCGGCGAUGCUCAGAGCCGGCUAUUGGAAUCCUGGCAUCCAGGUUCAGCCAGCUUAAUGAAUCUCCACAGGAGAAUAACUCGAGCUGUGAUGCACUUCUGUCCCAGUCAGCAGAUGAUUAUCUUAAACAACAUCGCUAUUUGCAAGUUGAAGGGCAAAAACUUAUUAAUCGCAGCUUGACUUUAGGUAUUGAUGUCUCCAAAACUAACAGUAAAAAACAGACAAAUGACAAAAAAAGCACUCCUAAUAGACUUCUGCCACCUAGUGCACUGAGGCUAAACAUUUGUUCUCGGACCAGUUGCUCCAGCUUGUCUUCUCCAGGAACAUCUCCAUCAGGAUCUUCGCUGAGUUCCUUGGACAGUGCUUUUUCCCACUUCUCAGAUUAUUCGGUGGUGAAUCCAAAUGAAGUGCCUUCAAACUUUGACUGUACUAUAAGGCAACACACAAAACUAGUGGAACUCAGUCCAGACUACCUGAGUAUUAACUCCUUAUCGGUGGUUGAUCAUGAUAAACAGCCUUACAACAGUUCUGUUCUUUCUACGGGAAAAAGUGAAACUGAGUGGCCAAGCCACAAAAGUCCCGUCAGCACACAACCAAUUACUUGGUUGAAAAAUGGCAAGUCUGGUGUGAAGAGCUCCAAAAAAAAGGACAAAGCAAUGACACAAGUGGACUGCUGUAAAACAGAUGGAAAUCAUACCACUAAAGAACUAACUAAAUCUGAAAUUUCAGAAUGUUCCUUCUUCUUUGAACAAGGAUCUGUGCCAAAUAUAGACUGUGAAACAAAGAACCGAAUCAUAAUACAAAGGCCAAAAGAACUCAAGGAUGAUAGCCCUCUAAGUUGUACUGCAGGGUUUCGGGGGGAAAUGAGUAGUCAGAAACCUUCACAAAAACCUCAUAUGGCAGAGAAAUGCUUGGCAGACAACAAAGGAAAGGGUGAAAAAGAUGUGGAAUGCAGUGCAUUCCUUUUCCCAUCUCCCGUAUCCAUAAACAUUGAGCUAUCAGCAAAAAGCCAAGAUAGCACACUAAUGCCACAAACUGUUUUCUUUGGUCAAAAUAUUGCACUGUUAGGUAGGAGAAACCGAAGAAAAUCUACAAACUCCUACAUUCUAGAGGAGCCUGUGCUGCUCAAUUCAAACCUAAAGUCUUCUAGUGAACAUUCUGUCCACCAGGUGGAGGACAAGACAUCUUGCUCAAAAGAAGAGAUUGCCAAAACAUCACUUGGUAGGGACAUCAGCAUUCUUGUCACUGGUUUCAAGAAGAAUAAAGUGUUACCUGCUAAUGUGGACACUGGGGCCAAAAUUGCCAACUGUGACUUGGUGAAAAAUUUUUGUGUAUCUCCAAAACUGAGCAACAGUACAGGAGACCUAAUCCUGCAGCCAGAUCUACCUAAGCCUGUGAAAGACACAGAAGACUAUGAUAAUGUCAUAAAGCAAACCAGCCGGGACUGGCCUGCAAAACGCUGCAGUGACCCCAAGUUUGAAGAGAUAGACCAAAGAUUUUUCACUGAGGAGUCCUAUGUGUGA
Messenger RNA from Staurois parvus, 3384 nucleotides. NCBI's taxonomy places the organism in Eukaryota, Metazoa, Chordata, Amphibia, Anura, Ranidae. The record is from the annotation of a GenBank genome assembly.